AUGCGGCGCCAUGGCAGGUCCGGCGGAGGCUCGACCAAAGCCCUUGCGCCGGUGUCUGAUACAGUCUCAUUAAUUCAUUCAUUCGAUUCGGUCAUGAAUCCCAAUCGUCCGGUCCGCCCUUCUCCCUUGGCCUUCUCUCAUAUUCAAGCUCUCCCGCUGGAUCUGGUCGACCGAUUGCGCUCUUUCCCAUUGUUCCAAUCUACUCCGGAAUCCUUUUUGAACGCGGUGGGACAGCAUCUGCGCCCCCAACUUCAUCAGGCAAAUGAUUAUAUCUUGACGGAAGGGGACGAGGCCAAGGCCAUAUAUUGGCUGGUCCGGGGCGCAGUUUCCGUUACUUCCCGCGAUGGCGAGAGUGUAUAUGUAGACCUUGAACCAGGCGCCUUCUUUGGCGAAAUAGGUGUGCUGAUGGAUCGUCCGCGGACCGCCACUAUUAUCGCUCGCUCCAGAUGUCUGUUGAUUGUAUUAACGAAGGAAGACUUCAGGAACAUCCUUCCUCACUUCCCAGAUGUGGAGCAAGCCAUCCGAGAUGAAGCUCAAGAAAGACUGAUGCUCUUGGAGAAGAAGAAGAAGGAGACAUCCGCGCCUCCACUGGAUGAUAUUGUAUCUCGCAGAGGAAACAAACGGCUGAGAGAAACCUUUUCGAAAGACAUGUCUCUUGCGGAGCAAGAGGGCACGGUGUUAAACUGGAAGUCGGUCAACAAGAAACGCAAAUCCCCCAGUCCUGGGUUAGCGGAUGGAGUUUCUUCGAGUGCACUCGCUAACGGACUUGUUAAUGUGCGUCUUUUACUUAAAGAAUUACCUUUGUUCGCCGGUCUUCCAGGGGAAAUCCUUCAUUUCUUAGGCCUUAACGCCCAACCCCGGUCGUACCCUCCUUUCACAGACAUUAUCAAGCAGGACUCCCAAGGGCGGGAGAUCUACUUUAUCGUUCGCGGCGAAGUUGAAGUAUUGACUGAACGUACGCACUCAAACGAUGCCUCACACUCCGUGCCGAACACCAUUGAACACCCGGGCUUUGAAGUAAAAGCGCGGCUAAAAGCGGGACAGUACUUUGGCGAGGUUGUAAGUCUUUCUCUGGCGCCACGCAGAACUGCAACAGUGCGUACUAUCAAUGCAGUUGAGUGCCUUAUGAUUAGCGGCGAUGUCCUUGCCGAGUUUUGGGAGAAGUGCCCCCUUGAUGUUCGGCAGCAGGUGGAGAAAACUGCCAAAGAGCGGCUGCAAUCGGCAGCCGAUGGCGAUGUUGUAAUGUCUGAAGCGGAUGAUGUUGGACAAUUUGUUGGAGAUAGCAACUUUAAAGUCAGCGCAUCGCGACGCCGGUCGAUGCCCCUCCUCACACUCACGGAAACAGAACUGGAUGGUCCGCAUACCAACAAGGCGGAUGACCAAGCCGUAUUACGUCCUUCGGACCCAGAUCCAUUCCUCAAUGUCGGCUUAGACAAGGUCCGACUGAAAAGUAGACGCGGAUCCGUCGCUCCGUUGACACCAGAGGAGGUCUCUGGGGAACAGCAACGGCCGUCACCACCAUCUGAACCACGUUCGACAAGCUCGUCGUUUCUCACACUGCCCGAGGCUGCUGUGUCGACAACCCUAAAAACGCAGCGCGAGUCGCAGAAAGUGAAUCGCGGCGUUCUUCCUGAUAAUAUCUUGGUGAGAAUUUUCAGCCAUCUAGAACUUCAUCAUCUUUUUCGAGUACGCGCGGUCUCCCUUCAUUGGUCAGAGAUCAUCAAUACAUCCACAGAUUUGCUGCAUGAUCUGGACCUAAGCAUGUAUAAUCGACAAAUAACCGAUGACGUGUUAGUGAAAAUCAUAUGUCCAUUCGUUGGGAAUAGGCCCCGCUAUGUUGAUAUUAGCAAUUGCUUUCACAUCACCGAUGAGGGAUUCAAUAAAUUGACUGCCACAUGCGGUUCCAACGUCGUCGCGUGGAAGAUGAAAAGUGUUUGGGACGUCACUGCAUCCGCCAUCCUUGACAUGGCGAGCACGGCAAAUGGAUUACAAGAGGUGGACUUGAGCAACUGCCGGAAAGUCGGGGACACACUCUUGGCUCGAAUUAUUGGUUGGGUCAUGCCUGGACAACACAAAGAUGAGCCUGUGAAGACGAGUAAAGGGGUUCUUAAGCCCACCAUGCAAACCGCAGCUGGUGCUGUCUUCGGCUGCCCCAAGCUGACGAAAUUGACGCUGUCAUACUGCAAACACGUCACCGACCGGUCAAUGCACCAUAUCGCGUCCCAUGCUGCUCACAGGAUCGAACAAAUGGAUUUGACUCGCUGUACCUCUAUCACGGAUCAAGGAUUUCAGUAUUGGGGGAAUGUGCGAUUCACCAAUCUGCGGAAACUUUGUUUAGCCGACUGCACAUAUUUGACCGACCAAGCUAUUGUCUAUUUGACUAAUGCUGCUAAGCAGCUACAGGAAUUGGAUCUGUCAUUUUGUUGCGCAUUAUCAGAUACAGCAACAGAGGUUCUUGCUCUUCAGUGUUCUCAGUUGACUUAUUUGAAUAUGUCUUUCUGUGGUUCUGCAAUCUCCGACCCUUCCCUGCGCAGCAUUGGCCUUCAUCUCCUGCACCUGAAUCGACUAUCGUUGGAGUCGUUUGAUGUCAGCCAGUGCAAGAAUCUCACACCCUGGCUCGAAGAUGGUGGACAUUCGAAAUAUCAGAACAGAAUUAGUUUCGAGACAGUGGCUCAAAAUGGUAAAGUAUUUCGAUGA
Aspergillus bombycis is the source of this 2697-nucleotide messenger RNA. Its product is annotated as cyclic nucleotide-binding domain protein. Gene Ontology annotation, molecular function: protein binding; protein-containing complex binding. The transcript has 3 exons. The coding region runs from base 1 to 2697 and encodes 898 amino acids. The record is from RefSeq and is a predicted model, not a curated record. Lineage: Eukaryota; Fungi; Ascomycota; Eurotiomycetes; Eurotiales; Aspergillaceae.